GCAUGCGUGGAGGAGGGAAUUUGAAAAACGGGAGAUAUCGAGACGCGCGCCGAGACUCAAGUCGUCAAUUCGCGAUUAGCAGUACAAGGCCAGCAUCAGUUUUCUAUCUAUUGGACCCUUUGUGUGUUUGAUAUUUAGGGCAACAUCAUGGCUAGCGUUUUGGAGGAUCCCACCUUGGAGAGAAACUACAAAGGCCACAGAGAUACCAUAACAAGUGUGGAUUUCAAUCCAAACAUGAAGCAGCUUGCCUCUGGCGGAAUGGACUCUUGUCUUAUGGUAUGGAACUUCAAGGCACAGAUGAGGGCUUUCAGGUUUGUUGGCCACAAGGAUGCUGUUCUCUCGGUCAAUUUCUCCCCAUCUGGACAUCUUGUAGCAUCCUCAUCAAGGGACAAAACAGUAAGACUUUGGAUCCCUAGUGUGAAAGGAGAAUCUACUGUGUAUAAAGCUCAUACAGCUACAAUUCGUAGCGUCCAGUUCUCUAGUGAUGGUCAGCAUCUUCUUACUGCAUCAGAUGACAAGACAGUUAAGGUGUGGACAGUUCACAGGCAGAGGUUCCAGUUUUCCCUGACCCAGCACAGUAACUGGGUGAGAUGUGCCAAGUGGUCACCCGAUGGACGGCUGAUAGUAUCCUGUAGUGACGAUAAGACAGUCAAGGUCUGGGAUAGGUCCAGCAAGGAAUGCAUACAUUCAUUCUUUGAACAUGGAGGGUUUGCACAUUCUGUAGCAUUUCAUCCGAGUGGGACAUGUAUUGCUGCAGCUGGUACAGACAAUACAGUCAAGGUCUGGGACAUCAGAAUGAACAAAUUAUUACAGCAUUACCAAGCACACAGUGGAGCAGUGAAUAGCCUCUCUUUCCAUCCGAGUGGGAACUAUCUGAUCACAGCUUCCAAUGAUUCAACCCUUAAAAUUCUUGAUCUCCUAGAAGGGCGCCUCUUUUACACCCUUCAUGGCCACCAGGGACCAGUGACAGCUGUAGCCUUUUCAAGAAACGGAGAGCACUUUGCAUCGGGAGGUGGAGACGAACAGGUGUUAGUAUGGAAGACCAACUUUGACAAGAUUGACUACAAUGAGGUCCUCCAGAGUCAUAAAGCAAGGUCCCAGACCCACCCACCCCCACAUAUACAUGACAUACACCCCAGGUCUCCUCAGCACCUGCAUCAGGGUGGGACGACACGUCAGACCAGCACUGACAUCAAUGCACAAUCUGAACUGAGAAACACAGUGACAGCCCCACCAGAUGUCAUGAACCUAGGCCCAGCUCUCUUUUCACAAAAUGGGGUGAGUGUUAUAAGAGAAGAGGAUAAACUGAUUCUUUUCCAUCCAGUGGAGUAAAAUAUGAAAGAAUUA
Molecule: messenger RNA, 1347 nt
Organism: Lytechinus pictus (painted urchin)
Lineage: Eukaryota; Metazoa; Echinodermata; Echinoidea; Temnopleuroida; Toxopneustidae
Product: POC1 centriolar protein homolog A-like
Exons: 9
Coding region: 148-1332 (394 amino acids)
Biological process (GO): cilium assembly
Cellular component (GO): ciliary basal body; centriole
Molecular function (GO): protein binding
Source: RefSeq, a predicted model, not a curated record